Messenger RNA from Nanorana parkeri, 1032 nucleotides. RefSeq names its product syntaxin 7 (gene STX7). Gene Ontology annotation, cellular component: synaptic vesicle; membrane; endomembrane system. Bases 33 to 806 code for a protein of 257 amino acids. The record is from RefSeq and is a predicted model, not a curated record. The transcript has 9 exons. NCBI's taxonomy places the organism in Eukaryota, Metazoa, Chordata, Amphibia, Anura, Dicroglossidae. Gene Ontology annotation, biological process: vesicle-mediated transport; vesicle fusion; intracellular protein transport. Gene Ontology annotation, molecular function: SNAP receptor activity; SNARE binding.
GAUGUUCACAAGAUCGCGGUUACAAAACAGCCAUGGCUUUUGAUACAAGAGAUCCCAUGCAGCUUGCGCAGAUCAUAUCAUCGAACAUCCAGAAGAUAACACAAAGCACUUCUGAGAUACAAAGGAUAGUAAAUCAACUCGGAACUGUACAUGAUUCUGCAGAGCUCCGCCAUCAACUACAGCAGAAGAUACAGUUUGUGAAUAAACUUGCCAAGGACACAGAUGUUUGCCUCAAGGACUUCACCUCUCUUCCUGCAGACAGUGAUCAGAGACAGAGAAAACUGCAGAAAGACAGACUCUUGAAUGAGUUCUCCUCUUCACUGACAAACUUUCAGAAAAUUCAGAGACAAGCUGCAGAGAAGGAGAAAGACUUUGUGGCCAGAGUCCGAGCAGGUUCCAGAGUAUCUGGUGGUGGAGCAGAGGAUGGCCUCAGAGAUGGAGCACUGGUCAACUGGAAUAAUGAGAGCCAAUCCCAGGUAAUGCAAGAAGAUGACAUUACAGAAGAUGACAUGAGGCUGAUAGAAGAGCGGGAAUCCACAAUACUUCAACUUGAGGAAGAUAUUAGAGGAAUAAAUGAAAUAUUUAAAGACUUGGGUAUGAUGGUUCAUGAGCAAGGAGAAAUGAUUGACAGCAUAGAGGCCAAUGUGGAAACUGCUGAUGUUCAUGUCCAAAAUGCUAACCAGCAACUGGCCAGAGCAGCGGAGUACCAGCGCAAAUCCCGGAAGAAGAUCUGUAUUAUCAUCGUUGUGCUCAUUAUAGUUGCAGUAGUUCUUGGACUGAUUAUCUGGGGAGCAACAAAAAAUUAAAGAGGUGUCCUCACAAAUGCCUUUAAAUUCCAACGCUUCUUGACAAAUUGGUGAAGUGGUCCUCACAGUGAAAAUGAAGAAAUUGAACGUGAAUAUUCUAAAUAUGAAAUGUCUUACUUGCACUUUAACAGCACUGCACAGUGAUGGGUUUCAUAGUGUGUUAGCAGCGAUAAACAUCUGUAAAUAUGGCUUGCCACAGAAUGAAAUGAUUAACAUAGGGACACAU